Messenger RNA from Prosopis cineraria, 1254 nucleotides. Its product is annotated as long-chain-alcohol O-fatty-acyltransferase-like. The transcript has a single exon. Gene Ontology annotation, biological process: lipid metabolic process. NCBI's taxonomy places the organism in Eukaryota, Viridiplantae, Streptophyta, Magnoliopsida, Fabales, Fabaceae. The record is from RefSeq and is a predicted model, not a curated record. Bases 151 to 1167 code for a protein of 338 amino acids.
ACGAACAACUCGUUACAUUUAUUAUCAUCAACUGUCCCAUUUUCUAACCAAUAAACCCCCCGUCACAUUAAUUCAUUAAAUAUUCUCUCCACCCACAGCCACCCAGCGAAGCACAUACGUUGAAGAAACAUUGAAGAGGACAGAGAGAAAAUGGACGAAGAUGAAAUCCAGAACUUCAUCAAGGUAUGGAUCAAAGCCAUCUCAUGCCUCUUCUACUGCUACUACGUAUCUUCAACCAUACCAAAAGGUCUCUUCAGGCUUUUCUCUCUUGUUCCAGUCUUCUUCGUCUUCCUUCUUCUUCCCUUAAACCUCCAUUCUUUCCACCUCGGUGGGCCCGCCACCUUCUUCCUCGUUUGGCUCUGCCCUUUCAAACUCUUACUUUUCUCCUUCGAUCAAGGCCCUCUCUCCCCCCUCCCUCCAAACAUCGUCCAUUUCAUUCUCAUCUCAUCUCUCCCAAUCAAGAUCAAACCUCAGAUCCAUACAAACAACCCAGAAAAGCGAGUCUCGAAAUCGAUUCUCUUCUUAAAACCGCUUCUCCUGGCUGCGAUCAUCCGCGCUUACGGGUACAGAGAUAACCUGCACCCGCAUUUCAUCUUGUUCCUAUACUGCUCCCACAUGUACCUCGGCUUGGAGCUCGUGCUGGGUCUCUGUGCGGCUCCUGCUCAAGCCGCUGGAUUCCAGAUCGAGCCGCAGUUCAAUGAGCCGUAUCUCAGCACGUCGCUUCAGGACUUCUGGGGUCGUAGGUGGAACCUCAUGGUAACCAGUAUUCUACGGCCCACCGUAUACGACCCUAUACGACAAAUAUCUACAAGCGUAUUGGGCCUGCACGGCCCAUUGCCAGCCACGCUAGCCACAUUCGUUGUGUCGGGUUUGAUGCAUGAGUUGAUAUAUUAUUACCUCACGCGAGUGACUCCCACGUGGGAGGUCACGUGGUUCUUUGUGUUGCACGGCGUGUGCACGGCCGUCGAGGUGGAGGUGAAGAAGGCGGCAGGUCGCCGUGGAUGGAGUCUGCACCAGGUGGUGUCGGGGCCACUGACGGUGUUGUUUUUGGCGGUCACCGGCGAGUGGUUGUUUUUCCCUCAGUUAGUUAGAAAUGGUGUGGAUAGGAAAGCCAUUGAGGAGUAUUGGGUGAUGGUUGAUUUUGUGAAGUCCAAGUUCUUACAAUAGCAUUGACGUCUUGUCUAGAAAGUGCUACGAUUUUAGGCGUUGGAAAUUAUAUAUAUAUUUUAGGGAAAUGGUAUACUAUUUUUUUCA